CACCCCCACACCGCCCAGCCAUGACAUCCUACAGCCGAGUGGCGCUGGUCACUGGGGCCAACAGGGUCAUUGGCUUGGACACCGUGUGCAGCCUGUGCCAGAGUUUGGAGUUUUCUGGGGACGUGGUGCUCACGGUAUGGGACACAGCACAGGGUUAUGCGGCUGUGCAGCAGCUGCAGGUGGAGGGCCUGAGCCCGCGCUUCCACCUGCUGGACAUCUGCAACCGGCAGAGCAUCCAGGCCCUGGGGGACUUCCCGCUCAAGGAGUACGGGUGCCUCGACGUGCUGGUCAACAACGUGAGCAUCACCUUCAAGGAUGAUCGCACAAGCUUACAUUUUCAAGCAGAAAUGACAAUGAAAACCAACUUUUUUGGUACCCAAGAUGUCUGCCAGGAGCUGCUGCCUAUCGUGAGACCCCAAGGCAGAGUGGUGAAUCUCUCUAGCACACUGAGCUUGGUAGCUCUUAAACGCUGCAGCCCAGAACUGCAGCAGUUUACAAGUGAGACCAUCACAGAGGAGGAGCUGGUGGGGCUCAUGAACAAGUUUGUGGAAGAUACAAAGAAUGGAGUGCACUUGAAGGAGGGCUGGCCUUCUAUGAAAUUGGUUCCCUAUGCAUUGUCAAAGGUCGGCCUCACAGACCUGUCCAGAAUCCAGGCCUGGAAACUGAGUGAGCAGAGGACAGGGGACAAGAUACUCUUCAAUUCCUGCUGUCCCGGAUGGGUCAGAACUGACAGGGGACCCGAGGCCUUGAAAAGCCCAGAGGAAGGAGCAGAGACCCCCAUGCACUUGGCUCUUUCGCCAUCAAAAGCUGAAGGCCCUCAUGGAGAGUUUGUUUUGGAGAAGAAUGUUGUACAAUGGGAACCUGGUGUAGAGCUGCCUGCAUGGCUGCAAUUAUGUGGUGUGCUGUGAUUGACGAAAAGGACUUGAAUACUGUCAAAUAUAUUCCAGUUCAACAAACAAUAAGAAUGAUGGAGUACUUACUAUGAGUGGGAUAUGAAUUCUGUGAAGACUUUUGUAAUUUCAUCUAGGAUAGAAGGGGUCAAAAAGUGGCAAGAUGAUACUAAAGAAUGAACAUCAUAUAUGAGUAAAUGGUUCUUUACAAAUGUCUAUUUGUGCUGAUUGUUUACAUACCAACCAGCUCAGGGAGCUAAUGAUAUAAAGGUUAGUCCAAGGCAAGGGACCAGAUAACUCAGGGGUCAGCAAACAGUAUAGAAUGAGCCAGAUAGAAAUGACAUUCAGCUUUGCAGGCUACCUGGAACAGGCCUGCUGCCUACUUGACCAGCCUUGCGUAUUAUUACCUGCAGGAAGGAGGGAAUGCACAGCUGUGCUUUCUUUAACACCAAACUGUUUGAGACAAAAACUGUAGCAAAGUGUGAAUUCUCAGACAGCCUUUGUAAGAAAUAUACAUCCAUGAAGGAAUCUGAGAUAAUUUGGGGGAAUAUGAGCAUGAACUGGGUCCAACUUUCAUACUUAUUUUUCAUUAGACAUAUGCAAACCUAUUAGAAAGGAAAGUGAUGGCCCCUGAAGCAAGGGUAGGGCCCUGAUUUUUAAAAGGGAUGUUGACCUUGCAAGUUUCAGCCUCAAUAGAGCUGUGAAUUUCCUUCCCCUAGCUUGUUUGUCUAAACAGAUAUCACUGUAAAAUCAAUUUCUUUGUUAGGACCCCUGAAUCUCAGCUGCUGGUCAUUAAAUGUGUUCCAGUAUCAAAAAAAAUCACUUUUUCCUCUAGAGUUUAAAUAUAAUAGCUUAUUAUAUAUACCAUUUCUUAACUAUGACCUGAAACAGAAGCAAUAAACUUGACAUUUUGCAGAAUUAGGGAUUAUUGAAUCAUGAAAUGAAACCACCAAUCAUCAGUCUGGCACAGAGUUAGAGCUCAUACAUACCCCUCCCACCUGGGGCACACCUGGACUCCCACCAGGGCAUGAACCCUGCCCACAGUGAAAGUCUAAUCACAGGACCUAUUUUCUUAAACUCUCCUUCUUGGUUUUCUCUUAAGGAAGCACAGGGAUCAUUUUUGUCCACAGGAACAGUUAACCUAUUCAAGUAAUAUCAUUUCAUCUUAGGGAAGUCAAAUCCAUUCCACAGGGAGAUGGGCCCACAGCCAAGCCAAUGACUCUGGACUCCUCUUUCUCCUCUGAUCCAAUCCCAAAACACUUUCAGAUGAACUGCCUAGGAUCUACACCAUACACUGAGCCACUGCUAGCAGGUGUUGGUUUGGGAAAGCGUGCCUGUCCACCUCCCGACCCAGAUCAUAGAGUGCUGUGCCCAGGUUUGUCCAAGGUGCCUAACUGUGUAGAAGUCAGCCAA
Manis javanica (Malayan pangolin) is the source of this 2303-nucleotide messenger RNA. The record is from RefSeq and is a predicted model, not a curated record. NCBI's taxonomy places the organism in Eukaryota, Metazoa, Chordata, Mammalia, Pholidota, Manidae.